Chlorocebus sabaeus (green monkey) is the source of this 1570-nucleotide messenger RNA. Lineage: Eukaryota; Metazoa; Chordata; Mammalia; Primates; Cercopithecidae. The record is from RefSeq and is a predicted model, not a curated record.
CCCCUCACCCAGGCAACACACCCUCUCACCCCGACCGGGCCCCAAACCCUCUAGGAGGGCAGGCACUGGGGGAGGGCGCCGGGACGUGCCCUAGGGUGACACUCGGGGUAGGACAGGGCGUGCUGCCGCGGGUCACGUGCUGCGGAGGCUCGGGGAGGGGCGGCGAGGCGGGGUUUAUAGUCCGGGCGCCCGCGGGCCCCACGCUUUGACCGGGUGGUGGCAGCCGGAGUCGCCUUAGGGACGCGCCUGCUCUCCGCCUUUCGCUGCAGUCCGUCGAUUUCUUUCUCCAGGAAGAAAAAUGGCAUCCGUUGCAGUUGAUCCACAACCGAGUGUGGUGACUCGGGUGAUCAACCUGCCCUUGGUGAGCUCCACGUAUGACCUCAUGUCCUCAGCCUAUCUCAGUACAAAGGACCAAUAUCCCUACCUGAAGUCUGUGUGUGAGAUGGCAGAGAAGGGCGUGAAGACCAUCACUUCCGUGGCCAUGACCAGUGCUCUGCCCAUCAUCCAGAAGCUAGAGCCGCAAAUUGCAGUUGCCAAUAUCUAUGCCUGUAAGGGGCUAGACAGGAUUGAGGAGAGACUGCCUAUUCUGAAUCAGCCAUCAACUCAGAUUGUUGCCAAUGCCAAAGGUGCCGUGACUGGGGCAAAAGAUGCUGUGACGACCACCGUGACUGGGGAUGAUUCUGUGGCCAGCACGAUCACAGUGAUGGACAAGACCAAAGGGGCAGUGAGCAGUGUGGAGAAGACCAAGUCUGUGGUCAGUGGCAUUAAUACAGUACUGGGGAGUCGGAUGAUGCAGCUCGUGAACAGUGGCGUAGAAAAUGCACUCACCAAACCGAGCUGGUAGAACAGCAAUCUCCUCCUCACUGAGGAAGAACUAGAGCAAGACGCUCAAAAAGCUGAAGGAUUUGAUCUGGUUCGGUAGCCUUAUUAUGUUAGACUGGGAUCCCUAUCUACCAAGCCGGCCCUGGCCUACCAGCAGGCUCUCAGCAGCAGCAGCUUUUACAAAAAGCUGAGAUCAUUGGGGCUCCAUUCCACCGUUCACCUGAUUGAAUUUGCUAGGAAGAAUGUGCAUAGUGCCAAUCAGAAAAUUCAGGAUGCUCAGGAUAAGCUCUACAUCUCAUGGGUGGAGUGGAAAAGGAGCAGAUACGAUGACAUUGAUGAGUCCCACUGUGCUGAGCACAUUGAGUCAAUGUGAUUUGAAAUUGCCCGCAACCUGACUCAGCAGCUCCAGACCACGUGCCACAACCUCCUGUCCAACAUCCAUGCUCCGCAGAACAUCCAAGAUCAGGCCAAGCACAUGGGGAUGGCAGGCGACAUCUACUCAGUGUUCCGCAGUGCCGCCUCCUUUUUAAGGAAGUGUCUGACAGCCUCCCUCACUUCUAGCAUGGGCAGCUGCAGAAAAAUGAAGGAAUCUUUAGAUGAUGUGAUGGAUUAUCUUGUUAACAACACGCCCCUCAACUGGCUGGUAGGUCCCUUUUCUCUGUUGACUGAGUCUCAGAAUGCAGACCAAGGUGCAGAGAUGGACAAGAGCAGCCAGGAGACUCCAUGAUCUGAGCACAAAACUCAUUAA